Messenger RNA from Marchantia polymorpha subsp. ruderalis, 6625 nucleotides. The record is from the annotation of a GenBank genome assembly. NCBI's taxonomy places the organism in Eukaryota, Viridiplantae, Streptophyta, Marchantiopsida, Marchantiales, Marchantiaceae.
GGAAGAGGAGACCAAGAGCUUCGCUUCGAGCAGAGGAGAGGAAAGGAAAGGAGAGGAGAGGGUCCCGGGACGGAGGUGGUGGUCGAGUGAGUGGAGAGUGGGAGGAGGAGGAGGGAGGCGAGAGAGAGAGAGAGAGAGAGAGAGAGAGAUUUGGUGCUCUCGGUCGCGGGGUGGCUGGAUUCGACGAGUCGAUUCAAGUUUAUUGUGGGCACGGAUCUCAAUCGGAAUUGGAACGGUGAGCGCAAGCGAUGUCGGAUGAGCGCGCAGGGAGGUAGGCAGGCAGGCAGGCCCCCGCGCGAGCGCAGGAGAGGUUCGCACGCUCGGCCCUGAUAGCCUAGAGUGGAAAUUGUGAUGGAGGAAUGCUCCCAAUCCUCUAUUUGAAUUUCUGCGGGCAGGUGUACAGACUCUUCGGGUAAACCAUGCCGGAGUACGAGGAUGAUGGCAGUGAGGGUGACAGUGGGGAGGAGGAUAGCAUGGCCAACUUCAUGGGUGCCGAAGAGAGGGGAGGACACAGUCCUGCCGGGAAUGAGGAGGCCGACGACAGUACCGAGAACGGAAUCGUGCACGAGAAUGACGAAGUGCAGUACCAAAGUGCCAGUGAGCCAGAAAACUGCGAGAGCGGUAGCGAACGGGACGAAAGCGACGGCAGCGCCAUCGGCGAAGAAGAGACUGCCGAGUGCGCGGCAGGGAAAAAGUUCAUGGAUGAAGACGGAUUCGACUAUGAAGCUGAAGAGUCCGGUGCAGUUCCGGAGCGAUCGUUUCAGGGAGGAAGGAGCUUGCGGACCAUGGGUAAUACGAAGGAGGUAUUUCCGUGCGAUUCGAGAGAAGUAGCAAAGGAUUCGGACGAUGAAGAUGUCCAGGAAGUAGAAACAGGGGUGCCAUUCAGCAAAGAAGCCAGCGACUCGGAGUCUGAAGAAUACGUAGACUCUUCUGAUAAAGAAGAUUUGGAGCAAGCCGCUCGUGAGGAUGGCGUGAUUGAGGACGUUAGACCGAGUGAUGACGCGGACGCAGACGGUGAUGAAGGUAAAGACGAUGAGAUAGACGGAGAGGUCGAGGAGAAGGAUUCCGAUGAGGAUUACGAAGUGCAUGAGAAUGGGGACGACGAUGGAUCAGAAUUCAAAGUCGAUGCCGCGGAAACCCCUUCAAGGGCAAGUAUUGGGAAGCAGGGGACAAAACCCCGAUAUUCUGGUGUAAGAACCAAUUUGGUUAAUGGCGCUUAUGCGCCAAGGCUUAGCAAAAUUGUACAUUAUGAACGCCCUCGCGAUGAGGAUGAGGAGGAAGGAGGGGCAGAAGAGGAGGAGGAGGAGGAGGAAGAAGAGGAAGAAGAAGAAGAUGAUGACGAUGAUGAAGAAGAAGAAGGUAAGAGUCAAUGAUCCUGAUGACGUGGAUUUCGCUCCUAUAACUCGAAGCAGAAGCCGUGGCCAAUCGAAGGUUAGUCACGACUUGGACGAGAGCGAGGAAGAGCAAGAUGAAGAAUUCGAAGAUGAUGAGAGCUUAGGUCUGUCAGAUGAUAGUGAUGAUGGAUACAAAAGAAUCCCAACUCGGAGAAAGAGCAGAAGUACGAGAGGCCAACAGCAGUCUCGGCAGGUCAAGGAUAAAAUUACCCGGGGUAGACGGAGCACCAGGAUUCAGCGCAACGUUUCUUACUCAGAAGCGAGCGAGUCUUCAGCCAAGGACACAGAUGAAGAUCCGGAUGAUGAAGAAUAUGGGCGUCGACAGAGGAAGCCUGGUGUGACCAGGGGUAGAAGUAGUCGACACGAAACUGCAACUUCUAGUUCUGCAGUAGCUCGGAAGAUGAAGGAAAGGUCUGCCGACGCUGUGGAGACGCGUACGUCGAGAAGGGCAGUACCUCGGAAGUCUUACGCUGAAGCUGAGGAGAGCGAGGACGAAGAGAGUGAAAGAGCAAAGAAGCGUGCCAAGGUCAUUGCGGAAGACGGAGAGGAAGAUGAUGGCGAUGCCAUCGAGAAGGUGCUUUGGCACCAGCCAAGAGGCAUAGCCGAAGCUGAACUGGAAGAAGGCCGAAAAGCAGAACCCUUUGUUCUUGACACUGAUCCUCAGGCCCUGCUAGACUGGGAAAAACAGGAAUUUUACAUCAAAUGGAAAGGCCAGUCGUUUCUCCACUGCCAAUGGCAUCACCUUUCCGAACUCUCACAGCUUAGUGGAUAUAAAAAAGUUGUGAACUAUAUGAAGAAAAUAGAGGAUGAUAGGAGUGUGAGGCGAACGAUGUCCCCUGAAGAGGCCGAGUUACACGAUGUCAGCAAAGAGAUGGAACUUGAUCUCUUGAAGCAGUAUAUACAGGUUGAGAGAGUGUUUGCUUCACGAACUUCCAAGAGCGAAACCGACGAUGAACUCCAAGAAUACCUGGUCAAGUGGAAGGGGCUUUCUUAUGGAGAAUCAACCUGGGAGAAGGACACAGACAUCGCAUUUGCCAUUCAAGCGAUCGAUGAGUAUAAGGCUCGCGAAGCAUUAUCAUCAGUACAAGGGAAGUUGGCGGAUUCUCAACGGAGAAAGAAUAAAACAACGCUUCGGAAAUUGGAAACGCAGCCUGAGUGGUUGAAAGGAGGAACUCUACGUGAUUACCAGCUUGAGGGCCUCAACUUUUUGAUGAUAAGCUGGAGGAAUGACACUAAUGUCAUACUUGCCGAUGAGAUGGGUCUUGGCAAAACUGUACAGUCUGUGUCAAUGCUUGGGUUUUUACAGUAUUCUCAACAAAUUCACGGCCCGUUUUUAGUGGUUGUACCACUGUCGACAAUUACGAAUUGGGCGAAGGAGUUUCGCAAGUGGUUACCCGAAAUGAACGUGGUUGUAUAUGUCGGCAACCGUGCUAGUCGCGAGAUGUGUCAGAAGUACGAGUUUCCUAGUGGACGGAAAAGCGGACGAACGAUCAAGUUUGAUACGCUCUUGACGACAUACGAAGUUGUCCUCAAGGAUAAGACUGUUCUUGAAAAGGUCAAAUGGACCUACCUAAUGGUAGAUGAAGCUCAUAGGCUGAAGAACAGCGAGGCAGCAUUGUAUCAAACUCUAUCAGAGUUUAAUGCGAAGAACAAGUGUUUAGUGACAGGAACACCUCUGCAGAACAGUGUUGAGGAGCUUUGGGCUUUGCUUCAUUUUCUCGAUGCCGAAAAGUUUAGGAGCAAAGAGGACUUCACAGAGAAGUACAAGAAUUUGAACUCAUUUGAUGACAAAGAGCUUGCGAAUCUCCAUGGAGAACUUCGGCCUCAUUUGCUUCGCAGGGUCAUAAAAGAUGUCGAAAAGUCCCUGCCACCCAAGAUUGAGCGAAUCCUCAGAGUGGAGAUGUCACCACUUCAAAAGCGGUACUACAAGUGGAUUUUGGAACGUAAUUUCGCAGACCUUAAUAAAGGUGUGAGGGGGAACAACCAGGUUUCACUUCUCAACAUUGUGGUGGAGCUGAAGAAAUGCUGCAAUCAUCCGUUUUUGUUCAUCAGUGCUGAACAUGCCUACGGCGGUGGAGAUAAUAGAGACGAGGUUAACAAUAGCAAGGUGGAGAAUAUAGUGCUAAGUAGUGGCAAACUUACCAUACUGGACAAGUUGCUCAGCCGGCUUAAAGAGACGAAGCAUCGAGUACUUAUAUUCUCACAGAUGGUAAAGAUGUUGGAUAUACUGGCCGACUAUCUAAGUCUCAGAGGUUUCCAGUACCAAAGAUUGGAUGGCAGCACAAGAGCAGAUCUCCGUCAGCAAGCCAUGGAACACUUUAAUGCUCCUGGAAGUGAAGAUUUCUGUUUCUUGUUGUCCACUAGGGCAGGUGGCUUGGGAAUAAACCUCGCCACUGCUGAUACAGUCAUCAUAUUUGACUCCGAUUGGAAUCCACAAAACGACCUCCAGGCUAUGAGCAGAGCUCAUCGAAUUGGUCAACAAGAUGUGGUGAACAUCUACCGGUUCGUGACGAGCAAGAGUGUCGAGGAGGAUAUUUUAGAACGCGCGAAGAAGAAGAUGGUUCUGGAUCAUCUGGUCAUACAGAAGCUAAAUGCCCAGGGUAGACUGGAAAAGAAAGAAACGAAGAAGGGAAACACAAUGUUUGACAAGAGGGAACUUGCGGCCAUUCUUCGAUUUGGUGCAGAGGACCUCUUCAAAGAGGAGGAAGAUGGAAAGAACAAACUUGCAAGCAUGGAUAUUGAUGAAAUUUUGGCGAGGGCAGAGAAGGUCGAAGCCAAGGAAGGAGAUGACGAAGGGGAGAGCAAUGAAUUAUUGAGUGCUUUCAAGGUUGCCAAUUUCAGCAACGCCGAGGAUGAUGCCACUUUCUGGAGCCGCUUAAUACCUCCCGAGGCGGUUUUGCAAGCACAGGAGGAAACGACUCAGAGGGCCGCGAGGAACGUGAGGACCUAUGCUGAAGAGACGACUGUGGGGCGCAACAGUAGGAAAAGGCGAGCUACGGACAGCAAGGAUCGUCCCAGUAAACGUUCUACGAAGGCUGCUGAUGUGGUUGUGCCUCAGUCUGCUCCAUUGGAAGGUGCCGCUGCACGUGUUUGUACCUGGGAUGCCGGAAAUCUUUCCAAGAAGGAUGCAAGCGCGUUUGUUCGAGUGGUCAAGAAAUUUGGUGAUUCAAACCGAAUGAAAAUGAUCACGAAAGAGUGUGGUGGUGCUGUCGAAGGGGCCGAAAUUGCGAUGCAGUUGCAGCUUUUCAACAAUCUUGUGAGCGGUUGCAAGCAAGCUGUAAAAACUGCUGGUCUCGAGAGCAAGGCCGCUGUUCUGGAUUUUUUUGGCGUGCCGGUCAAAGCCCAAGAGGUUCUUGCACGUGUCAAGGAGUUAGCUGUGCUGGCGAAGCGAGUAAAGCGAUAUCCAGAUCCUGUUACUCAAUUUCGCUUGAAAUCUCAUCCGAGGAACCCCGCCUGGUCCAAAUCAUGUGGUUGGAACCAAGUGGAUGAUGCGAGAUUGCUUCUAGGGGUUCAUUAUCACGGUCUGGGGAACUGGGAAAAGAUAAGGACGGAUGACAGGCUUGGAUUAAGUGACAAAAUUGCUCCAGCAGGGAUGUCAGCUGCAGAAACUUCUCUCCCUAGGGCCAAUCAUCUUGAUGCGCGUGCAACUGCAUUACUCCGCAAGGAACUUGAAGACGCUCAAGAAGCGAACGGGUCUGGUGUCCAUGAUAGAACAAAGGCAGAGAGAGUUGGUUCUAAGCGAGAGAGGAAUGACAACCAUGGGAGACAUGAGUUGAAGGAUAGGCAUGGAAAGUCUGGUCCUCAUGCCAGGAACUUAUUCGUGAAUACUAGUGCUGUGGUGACUCGUGAACGUAGGGCUCCCAAGGAAGAAACCGUGAAAGAAGAAGGGGAAAUUUCUGAUGCUGAUAAUACACCACAACCUCGCAGAGGGAGGAAAAACCCGGACGACAGAGAAGAUAAGGAAACUAAGUGGCACGAGUGGUGCGCAGAGAUGAUGCAUGAUCAGGCGCGGACGCUCAAAAGCCUUGAGAAGCUACAAACAGCGUUUGAUCUGUCGAAAGAAGAGACUUUGCACAGAGUGAAAAAGUACCUGAAACUCCUGGGUCGAAAGGUGGACGAAAUCUUGGAGGACCAUGUGGAUUCGAGGAAUUUGGAACGAAUGGCUGGCAGAUUAUGGAGCUACGUGAGCACAUUUUCCUCCAUGUCUGGUGAGAGACUAUCCGAAUUGUACAAAAAGCUCAAAGAAGCUCCGGUGUCUACCAGUGGCGGGCAUCCACAAUCGACUGCCGGCCCCAGUGGGCGUGAUACAGAUCGGAUUCAUCAUGGGGGUGCGAACCAUGAGUCCAGAUCGCGUCCAAGCGGUAAGCAGCAAGCAUUUUUGGAAGGACCUAAUGCUGAUAUGAAUUACAGAGACAAUGAGCGAGAUCGUGGCGAUGGAGAUGCUUGGCAGCAGCAUUACAGGGAUGAUCAAGAUAGAGAGCCUGACGCAUGGCAGCGCAGGCAAAGAGAUGAUAGACUAGGUGAUAGACUAGAAGGAGCAGGAUUGUCUGGUCAACUGCCCUUGUACAGAAAGUGGGAAGGUCGACCCGGAAGUUCAGAAGGCUGGGACAGAGGAGUCUUGAGACCACCAGCAGGAAUUCACGGUGCUGCUUUUGGUCCAGUUGCAAAUGGUGCAAAUGGCUGGGCGCAUGAUCCCAGGAACAGAGCUGGAGGCGGCCGCGGUCCUAUGGAUCGGGAUCGCAAAUGGCAUGGGGAUGACGUGUUGAUACAUCAUGGUCGAGGAGGGGCGGGAAGGGGUCUCUGAAGUAGCAUAAGUAUUGAAGGGUUGAAUGUGUAGUCUGUUGAACCCACACCACAAAUUUACCAUCUGAAAGGGGUUUUUCUCAAGUUACCCCCCUCACACAUCCUCAAUUUUUUUAAGAACCAAUAAGAUUCAAGGUAGCUGUAGCCUUCAGCUGAGAUCACAUUCUAGUACAGUAGUGCACCUUUUUGGCUCCACCUUCGCACUUUGGUCUCCAAAAUAGUUACAGACCAAAUUUUGGAAAGUCCAGGAAGAGAACGCAGCGCUCACCGGAUGUACAGACUGUCAGAGUGACGUAAGUAAUUAGUUCUCAUCGUCGAUUUUCCCAAGAGGGUGAAGGUUUCGUGUUGAAUCUCAUGCUGGUCUGCUUACACAUAUAGCAGAAUUGUGAAAAAAUGGCUGUGAAUACUAGAAGCCCGAUUGAUUGGCG